GUGUUUUCGUUCAGUCUCGCGAAUUUGAAUGCGCUGCGCGGGUCGUUCCGGGAGUUUGUAGUGUCCGCGGCGGUUUAUUAGUGGUCCGACGAAGUCGAAAUCGUGUGUUUUAGAGCGUAUUUUGUUGAUUCAAGUGAUUGCAGUGAAGUGCUAGUAAAUAGACAAGAAAAAUGUCGAUUUUGUUGGCGGAUAUCGAUGCGACGUGUUCGGCAUUGGGGUGGGACGAUGGCUGCAAGUAUCAUAUGGAGCCGGAUGCUAUUAUGGGGCUGAAACAUUUGAUCUGGAUUUUGAAGCGGGAUAGCGAUGAUCACGAGUACCGUCGAUACAUUGGCCAGAAGAAGGUCAUGCAGACCGAUCUGAUUCCGAUGCUGAUGAGCAAUUUUGAUAAUCCAGAUGUGGCCGAUGUUUUGCUUCGUUUGAUUGUGAACCUGACCUACCCGACGUUGUUGCUCUAUCAGGGAAAUGAGCCGAAGGAUGCUGUCGGUCGGAGAAAUUUCCUACACCUGGUGGAGAUUCUCCAGGGCUACAAGGAAGCAUUUGCGGUUCAGCAAGCAUGGGCUGCGCUUGGAGAUCGUCUGCAGAAAGUGCUUGCUGUUGAUUGGGCCGAACGAAUGGAAGAGCAAGAGUUGAUCAUCGAACGAAUCCUCACUCUUACCCGCAACGUCCUGAAUGUGCCGGCAAACAUCGACAUGGAGAAGCGCUUCGAUAACGAUGCCAGUCUGCACGAUCAAGUCUUGUGGGCACUGCACGAGGCCGGCGUUCUCGAUCUUAUCCUCUACAUCUUGGGUUCGGAACACGAGCAUCAGUAUCAUUUACACGCGUUGGAAAUUACCUGUCUGACCUUUCGGGAGCAAUCGGCCACCAGCUUGGCGGAUGCGUCCUACCAAAGAAGUGCCACCGAAAAGCACCGGGAUGAGCUGGAACUGAUCGCGGCCAGGAAGCGGGAAAGGGCGAAGCAGCAGAGCCGCAUUCCGGCCGCACGACACUCGCGUUUCGGCGGAACGUACGUCAUUCAGAAUAUGAAAUCGAUCUCGGACAACGAUAUGAUCUGCCAUCAAUCGCUGCAAAAGGCCCUGCAGAUGGAGUUCGAUACGGACAAGAAACGGGUGAAGAGAAAUUUCCGGAAUGUGCGCGAAACGGGAACGAGCGAGCGGAAGAGUGCGUUUUCAGUGCGGUUGUUUUUACGCGAAUACUGUAUCGAAGUGCUUCGGUCGUCUUAUAACAGUUUGGUGCGACAAGUGCGGAAGAUUUUGGAGAGAAAUGCGCACGGUCAGGAAGCUAGUGGUGGGCAUGAUGAUUCCUAUUUGCUGUGGGCUAUUCGCUUCUUUAUGGAGUUCAACAGAGCGAGUGGAUUCAAGCUGGAACUAGUCAGCGAAUCGCUCAGCGUACCGUGCUUCCAUUGGAUCAUAACCCGGAUAGAGCACUUUGUUGACAUGAUGGGUUCGGAUAAAACCCGGGCUCGCCUUUGGGCUAGGCGUCUCCACGUGUCCGUGCAGGCUUACCGUGAAAUGUUGCACAGUCUACAGGCGCUGCAGAAAGUGCCAGACGAGAAAGCUCAAGACCUCUUUCUGAUGCUGCAGAACAACAUCUUCUACGUGCUGGAAUAUCGUGAGGUGGUGCUACAUUUGCUGAUCAACUACAAGGAAACCAACAGCACACGAGCUUACUUACGUGACGUGGUGGAGACGGCCCACAUGUUCUUCAAGAUGCUGGAAAAGUAUUGCCAGGGGACUGUGCGUGUCCAGAGUAAGAAGCGCGCCAAACAGAAGCGAAACAAAAACCGCCACCAGGACAAUGCCGGCUCACGGAAGGAUCCGGAGCUUGAUGCGGAGGGCUUGGAAGAGCUUUGGCUAACAAUGGCCGGCGAAGUUUCGACAUGUCUAGCUAAUCAGAUUACGCUUCCCGAGGAAGAUCAUCCGAUUCCUUUCGACGCGGCUUCGGACGUUCCCAUCGAUGAUCAGAAAGGAGACUGCAUGAUAAGGAUUCACUCCUUGCUACGUGACGGCAAAUACGAACAUGCAAUUAUUUUAAUGCGAUCCGCCAGGGAGGUUUGGCCCAAGGAUGAUUGUUUUGGAUCGGCGGCGUCCGCACCGGAAGAUGAAUUAAUGCUGCUGAAGGAAAUUUUCUUGGCAAAUCUUCCACGGGUGGCAGAAAAACAACAUUCUAUAGAGAACGAGUUCAUUGAUCAGAAUGGAGCCGAUGGCUAUGACGAUGAGGACGACGAGGACGAAGAAGAGGAAAACCAUAUGACAGAAGUGGAUUUUCGCUUCGAAGAUUUUGCCAAAAGAUUGCUUAAUCCGAAGGUGGUGCACGCCUGCACUCUAGUGCUUACUGAUUGGGAAGAUAUCCCAACGGCAGCCCUGAAAGCUGCUGUUACCAUUUUGCACAGGAUUGCCGUUGGAAGCAAAAUGCCGGCUUUGUUGUUUCAAGCAUCAUUGUUCCGGAUCUUCCAACGUGUAUUCCACGCCCCCAAGGAUGCCCAUCACGAGGAGCUGCGCCGGCUCGGUGUUUAUAUCGUUCGACAGUUUACCGCACUGGCACCGAAUAAUCCGAAAAUCUACGCUGAACUGCUGUUCUACAAAUCGAUUAAGGAAGCGAACGGAAUCGAAAUGGGAUACGAGGACGUCUACGGGAACAACGUCGGUACCAGCGGAGGUGUGAAAGGUGCCUGGAACGAGGAGCAGGAGGAAGAGCUACGGCGACUGUUCAUGGAAAAUCAAGAAAAUCCCGAAAGCGAUCAAGACGUUAUCGACUGGAUAUUAGAUAACUUGAUUGACAAGACGCGCUCCCGACGAGCUGUCAUUAAGAAACUUAAGGAACUGGGAUUGAUUUUCAAGGCGCCAACCAAGAAGAGCAACGUCGCUGCCAGUAAUAAGCACCUCUGGACUAAUGACCAGGAUGAAAAAUUAAAACAGCUGUACGAUGAGCACCGUUUGAAUGAAAAUGUGCUGGCCAUCAUCACCGGGGAGUUUGAUGGAACGCGCUCCAAGCAGGCCAUCGUCAAACGGAUGCUUUCGUUGGGACUCAUUGCCGACAAAUCGGAAGUAAAGCCCCCGAGAAAAUCCCGGUCCAAGAAAAAACCUGCUGAAGGCGGGGAACCGAUGAGCAGUGAUGGUGGUUUGACAACCGAUUCCGAAUCGGAUGAAGACGAUAAUCGUCCGGCUAGGCCUACCAAGCACACCAGACCACCACAUGCCAAGGCAUCCAAGCAUAAACCAAAGCGGAGCCACUCGGUAGCACCACCGCUAAACUUCCGUCGACUCAGGACGAUCAUUUCGGAGAUCGAAGAAUCUAUGAAGGAAGCCAUUGAAUGGCUGAUGGAGUCGUUUACCGACGCUUGUGACGACUACGACGCGGACUCGGAAGACCCGGACGAUGGCGUACCGUUGGUGCCGAUUAUGGCCGCUCAGCGUGAAGCUUUGGAAAAUGUGCAGUUCAAGGAACUGCUCAAGGAGCUAGGAUUGGAAGCGCCGACUGACACUGAAGCCUACUGGCGUAUUCCGGUUUCGAUGAGGCCCGACGAUUUGCAGCUGCGCGUAAAAAUCCUGAAAGGUGAACAUCAACCAGCCGAAGAUUUACCGGAAGAUGAUUCACAACCGUUGGCAGUGGAAAAUGUGCCCCACCCUUCGGAUAGUGAGAACGAAACGGAACUAUCGGAGGACAUCUUCAGCGCGUGGCGUAACAAGACAAACCUGUUGUACAGCAAGAGUGACGACGAGAGUGAAGUUCGCGAGCCACUGAAGCCCAAGUCGACCAAGAAAUCCGCCCAGAAGUCCAAAGAACCGAAGCAAAGAAAAAAGAAGUCUGGCAAACUGGAUCUCAAAGAGCUGGAGAAGCAAAGUGGUGAUGAGGCAGAUAAGUCGGACGCCAUCUCAAGGCUUAGCGAUGGUGAGCUGGAUAGUUUGGAUGAUUUCCCAAGCCAUCGGUCUCUUGUGGUUACAAGCGAUGAAGAGGAUGAAGCCAACGACGCCUUGAUAGAGGCUACCGUCAACAGAUCGAAAAAGAAGAAGUCCAAAAUCAUUUUGAACGCUGACUCCGAGCCGGAAUCAGAUAGCGAACAGGUUCGGCUUGUUGUUUCCGAUGACGAGGGUGGGGAGGUGCUUAUUAAUGAUGGAAAGGGCGAUGGCACGGGAAUCAAACGAAGCCGAGCUGUGGCGUCCGAUGCAUCGGAUGAAGAAGGCGGAAGUGUGGCAACGAAGAAGACCAAACGAAGGGCUAUUAUCAGUGAUGAUGAAGACUGAUAUUCUCCAG
Aedes albopictus (Asian tiger mosquito) is the source of this 4251-nucleotide messenger RNA. RefSeq names its product protein timeless homolog (gene timeout). The transcript has 15 exons. Gene Ontology annotation, molecular function: DNA binding. Bases 171 to 4241 code for a protein of 1356 amino acids. Gene Ontology annotation, cellular component: replication fork protection complex. Lineage: Eukaryota; Metazoa; Arthropoda; Insecta; Diptera; Culicidae. The record is from RefSeq and is a predicted model, not a curated record. Gene Ontology annotation, biological process: DNA repair; entrainment of circadian clock; DNA replication checkpoint signaling.